Messenger RNA from Nestor notabilis (Kea), 825 nucleotides. RefSeq names its product serum deprivation response (gene CAVIN2). Gene Ontology annotation, molecular function: protein kinase C binding. The transcript has a single exon. Bases 1 to 825 code for a protein of 274 amino acids. The record is from RefSeq and is a predicted model, not a curated record. Gene Ontology annotation, cellular component: cytoplasm; caveola. Lineage: Eukaryota; Metazoa; Chordata; Aves; Psittaciformes; Psittacidae.
AUGAAACUCAAAUAUUGUCAAUUCUUUCAGGAGGAAAAUGAGAUCCCUGCCAGUGUUUUUGCAAAAGAGCCUGUUCCCAGCAUUACAGAAGGAAAAGAAGAACCUGUGGAUGAGAACAAAACACUGGAAGAAACCUUGCAAACAGUGGAGUUGCAUUCGGAUGAUGAAAUGUUUCAUGAGGAAGAUGAUAUGGAUGACAGUGGAGAGGAGAAAACAGAAGAAUCGAGAGCUGAGAAACUUAAAAGAUCCAGCCUUAAGAAGGUAGACAGCCUCAAGAAAGCAUUUUCUCGCCAAAACAUUGAGAAGAAGAUGAACAAGAUCAGCACAAAGAUCGUCUCACCUGAACGGAGAGAAAAGAUCAAGAAAUCGCUUACUGUACAUCAUCAAAAGUCCUCUUCUUCAAAGAGUUCAGGUUUCAAAGUAUCGCCCCUCAUGUUCAACGUGAAGAAAGUCCGUGAAGGAGAAAGCCCUGCUGAAGCCGAGGACAGACCAACAGGAACUGCAAGCAAUGACCAAGCUGAGAAUGAGGAUGAAGUGUCAUUCACCAGCAUGCACUCAGAUAUGACCCCUACCACCUCACUGACCGAGGAGGGCAAAGCAGUAGCCGAUUCUCUAGAGAAGGAAGCAAGAAUGGAAGGGAAUGCCAUGAUGAACAACAACAUCGAGCUGUCCAUUGUUGAAGACGAUGAAGAGUACGGGGUGCCUCUACAAGUUUCUGGCCAGAAACUCUAUGAUGAAAGAAACAACCCAGUCGGCGCAGAAAUGGAACAAUCUGAUGAAGAAACGACCCAAGCAGCUGUACUGCAGAUAGACCAAACAGCGUAA